This is a messenger RNA of Protopolystoma xenopodis, 540 nucleotides long. NCBI's taxonomy places the organism in Eukaryota, Metazoa, Platyhelminthes, Monogenea, Polystomatidea, Polystomatidae. The record is from the annotation of a GenBank genome assembly.
GAAGAUAUUGCAAAUGAAUCUGAAAAUUUCGUAAUUUGUGGCGAAGAAAGACAGGCAAUUUUAUUGAUGGGUCUCCCUCGAAGUGGAAAAAGCUCCAUAAUCGGAGUUGUUUUUAUGGGGAAAAGCCCGACAGAAACUCUGUUUUUGGAAACAACAAAUCAAAUUACUAAGCAAGAUGUUUCUCAAUGUUCAUUUGUGAAAUACGAAGUUUGGGACUUACCAGGCCAUCUGGACGCCGUAUUCCAGUCUCCCUAUCUUUUUAGCCAAGCAUGUGCAAUUGUUUUUGUUAUUGAUGCACAGCUUGAUUAUAUGCAGGCAUUGCAGAGACUGAGUGCAUUUAUUGAUAGUGCCUAUCGUUCAAAUCCCAACAUAAAAAUUGAAGUAUUUAUACAUAAGGUUGAUUGUCUUACGGAUGAUAGGAAAAUUGAGGUGCAAAGAGACAUAACUCAACGCGUUGGGAGCGUCAUAGAUGAUCUCUUUUAUGAUUGUCAAUCUGCGGGCCUACACAAUGGAGCUAUUAAUCCCAUCAACAUAGGGUAA